AACUUGUUACUCUUCCCAGGCAUCUCUUUCAAGACGCAACUUCUAUACGCCAUCGUCUUUUGCACUCGCUACCUGGACCUCUUCAUCCGCUUUGUGUCGAUUUAUAACACUCUCAUGAAGAUUUUCUUCAUUGGUUCGUCGUUUUAUAUCUUGUAUCUCAUGAAAGUUCAGUUCAAGGCCACUUGGGAUCCCAACCUCGACACUCUGCGCAUUGAAUACCUGCUCGGCCCAUGUGUCCUCUUGGCGAUCCUUUUCAACUACGAAUUUGUCCCAGUGGAGAUUCUGUGGGCAUUCUCUGUCUAUCUGGAAGCCGUUGCAAUCCUUCCUCAACUCUUCCAGCUAACUCGCACCGGGGAGGCCGAAACCAUCACGACUCACUACCUGUUCGCUCUUGGAGGCUAUCGCGCUCUCUAUCUUCUGAACUGGAUCUAUCGCUAUUUUGCCGAAAAUCACGUCGAAUGGAUUGUGGUCAUUGCCGGUCUCGUUCAGACAGGACUGUACGGGGACUUUUUCUAUGUCUAUGUUACCAGGGUCCUCCGAGGAAGAAAGUUCCAGCUCCCAGCCUAGAGUCAACAGUUAUCUUCAGUUGUCAGCUACAGACCGCUGAUCUUCUUGGGUUUGGUCCGCUUGCCUCCAAGACGAUUUUCCCCCUUACUUCACCCGUUAGCAACGGCGCAGCGGCUGCUUACCGUUUCUGUUGCCAGAGUUCCUUAUGCUUGAAUGCAUUCAUAUCUUUGAAAUAGGCGAUGCUCUGCUCUUUA
Molecule: messenger RNA, 761 nt
Organism: Polychytrium aggregatum
Lineage: Eukaryota; Fungi; Chytridiomycota; Chytridiomycetes; Polychytriales
Product: HDEL sequence binding protein
Exons: 3
Biological process (GO): endoplasmic reticulum to Golgi vesicle-mediated transport; protein retention in ER lumen
Cellular component (GO): cis-Golgi network; endoplasmic reticulum; membrane
Molecular function (GO): ER lumen protein retrieval receptor activity
Source: RefSeq, a predicted model, not a curated record